Molecule: messenger RNA, 161 nt
Organism: Dentiscutata erythropus
Lineage: Eukaryota; Fungi; Glomeromycota; Glomeromycetes; Diversisporales; Gigasporaceae
Source: the annotation of a GenBank genome assembly
AAAAAGGAUAUGAAAAUUUCACGAAAACAUGUUUGAAAGAUUACGUGAUAAAGAGUAGACUGGAAGAGAUGUAUGGUGGCGUAGAUAAGCAACUGGAAUGUGAAAAUUAUGGAACUUCCAGAUGUCCUCAAGAAAGAAUUUGUGUCAAAUGCUCUAUUUGA